Messenger RNA from Octopus sinensis (East Asian common octopus), 1598 nucleotides. RefSeq lists its product as uncharacterized. The record is from RefSeq and is a predicted model, not a curated record. Gene Ontology annotation, molecular function: protein binding. The transcript has 4 exons. Bases 139 to 771 code for a protein of 210 amino acids. NCBI's taxonomy places the organism in Eukaryota, Metazoa, Mollusca, Cephalopoda, Octopoda, Octopodidae.
GAGAAGCAGUUGAGUUAGCAAGAAAGUACCUGAGAAAGGUGUGUCAACGAAGUCUCAUUCACUUCCUUGUAACUAUAUAAAGCUGACUAAACUUAAUCUCGCUUCAUUCGACAAGCUAUAGUGAAUGGUACAUUACAAAUGAUGCCUUGUGGAGGAGCUGAUCAAGGGGCUAAUGAAAAAGGAAAAGAUCGGAAAAAGUCAUUAACAUCGAAGAUAAAGGAAAACAAAGUAUCUAUCAUCGUUGUACUAGCAGUAUUAUGUGCAGUGAUCAUUGCUAUUGCUGUAGCAGUAACUCUGAAACAAAGUAAAGUACAAGUUCAGACACCAGCUUCUAAAUUUCACCAUGCCUUGUUUUACCUAAAAACAAAGGGUUACAAAGAGUUGGUGGAAAUGACUUAUUUGCAGUGGAUUAAAGAUGAGAACCAGCAAGAAGGCGACAUAGAAUUGAUUGAUGGAACCUAUAUUACUAUACCACAAGAUGGAGUUUAUGACAUAAAAUUUGUAGUACAACUUUAUUUUUCAGAAGAUACACCAGACUUUCAUUUAUUCCUAACUUUGUACACAAAGAAUGAAACAAAGAUUGAAUCUAAGAAAAAGACUUUAGAUUCCUCACAUAUAUCAAAACAUGAGAUAAUAGAAUUAUCAGUUACACGCAAAUUGAAAGCUAAUGACACAAUCUUUCUGAAGAUGAACAUGGUAAAAUUCAUCAGCCCUGACAAGCACACAAGCCACCUGUCUAUCACCGUUUUGAAAAUAAAUGAACCUCCAUAGAAUGUGAGUGACAGCACUCUCAUUUUAUUGAGGGUCAUUUAUUUUAACCCUUUCGUUACCAACCUGGCUCUAAGUACAAAUGUCUUGUUUUCAAAAGUUUUGAAUUAAAAUCUUCCACCAAACCUUAGUCCCAAUUUAUGUUCCUAACACUAGCUUAAUGAUAAUUAAGUUAUUGUACUAAAUUCUUUGUUGUAUUUAAAAUAAUUGAAAGAAAUACGGAACAUCUCAAAAUAAAUACAGUAACGAAAGGGUUAAUCCAAUUACCAUGAAAUACCACUGUGCAGUAAAUAAUGACAACGCUCGUUCAGUGCGAGUAUCUUCGUGUUCAAGGUUUUAUUCAGACACACGACAAAUGAAUGUAUACAGUGAGUAUACAGGAUUCAAUAAAGAUUUCUGGGAAGAAGAAAGGUUUUGAACAACUUGCCAUGUUCCAUGAUAACUUUGAGUUAUAGAAAUAAAUAGUCACGAGAUUUGCUUCCCACAAUACUAUGAUGAGCUACUGGUGGGAAAUUAGAUAUCGAAUUCAUGUGGCUGGCUCCCUUGUGGUUGCAGUGGAUCUUGAAUGUAUAAUGGGGAUCUUUCCUAACAGCAGUGACGUUUUUUUUUUGUUUUGUUUUUGUCAUCAAGUUUCUAAUACCUGAGGAAAUACCACAAUCAUCAUAUCGUUAAUGCAGAAACUUUGAGUUUUGUUUGUGAGUUUCUAUAACUGUACCAUGCAAUCAUCAUCAUCAUCAUCGUUUAACGUCCGCUUUCCGCGCUAGCACGGGUUGGACGGUUUGACCGGGUCUGGGAAGCCAGGGGCCGCUCCAGGCUCCAGUCUGAAUCUG